GUCUUCAAACUGAUGUCUAGGCCUUCGUCUUCUCUUUCUCUGUUCCCUCCGGAUCAAGGCAUUCCUUUCCUUCCUGGCAACUCCUUCUCCGACCCCAACCGUACAAACUUUCGCAAGUCACACAUCUUCGAUUACCGCAGUGGGACGCCCAUUCAGCACGAUGUUCCUAUCCGCGAUGAUGGAGCCCCAGCGUCGCCGUCCAGACCUCCGAGCGUGGUUCCAUCACAAGUUUCGAACUAUCGGUCGAUCUCAGCUGAAAACUCAUCAGAGUUCAUUCCGGCAUUCGCUGGUCUUGACGGGAAGGUUUUGAGGUUCGAAGCGUUCAUCACCGAACAAGUGCCAGAGAACUUGUCGGAGCCUUCAAGGGUCAGGAAAUUCACGAUCUUGUAUCAUCUUGUGGACGACUCCAUCCAGAUCAACGAACAUAGACAGCAGAACAGCGGGUAUGCUCAAGGAGUGUUCAUGAAGCGACACAGAGUCCCGAAGCAAGAGUUGGGCAGCCAGGAGUUUGUUACGCUCUUCGACUUUGCGAGUACGACUGUGAUCAAUAUAUACAACAGAGAGUUUCACCUGACCUCCUGCAAUCACUUCACUCAAAAUUUUUUUGAGGCAAAUGGUUUGAAUUUGGAGUUUGAGUCUAUCAUUCCAGAAGACAAAUACAUGUCGCAACGGGCGUUGUCUGAAUCCAAGAUGAAUCGAGGAGCAGCUAGCCCCAUGACAACUAGCUCGUACAAUGAAAUACUCGACAACAAAUCAGAAGACACAUAUCGGGUUGAAUCCUCUAUUGCAACCUUGACUACAGCCCAGAAGAGAGAUAUGCGAGAGAAGUUCUUGAAAUAUGCCAACAAGGUUCUACGAUUCUAUGCGCAAUGGGAUGACAGAUCCAGCAUGUUCGGACAGAAGUUAGAGUAUAUCAUCAACUAUUUUCUGCAGGACGACAAGAUAGAGGUUUUGGAAGUGAAGCAGCAAAACUCCGGAAGAGAUCCCUUCCCAAAACUAGUGAAGAAACAGCGCGUUCCGCGUGUUUUUCGAGGCGUCCCUUCAGUGGGAAGUAAAGAAGAAGAUUUCGAAGAUGAGUAUAUCAGCGACAAAGACCUCAUCGUAGGAAACACGAUUGAGAUCUUUGGGAGAGACAUGUUCUUGUACGACUGUGACAGCUUCACGAGGGAAUACUAUUUGCAUCAGUAUGGAGUCGAGCAGCCAGCAAAUCAGGUGGAGCCGGAAACUCACGUAGAGUUCCCCAGCAUGCCACUCCCGCCCUACAACGGGUUCGGCAGCGAGCACGAUUCCCUUGCAUCCUACUUCAACCUGAUACCCAAACCGAGGAAGUAUGAUCGGACCAAACAAGCUGCGCUAGACUCCAUCAUCUUCAGGUGGAAGGCCAAAUUUGACAUAGAGAAAAUGAGCAUGGUGAACCCUGACGAUCACAAGCGUCGAUUUGUGAUCUCCUACUUCAUGGGAGAUGGCUCCCUCUCCAUCUACGAGCCUCCCAUCCAGAACUCUGGGUUUGUUGGAGGAAAGUUUCUAGAACGGCAGCGGGUGAUUCGCCACAAAGCGAAGUUUGGCGACUGGAUGACAGAGCAAGAUCUCUUGAUCGAACUGCCAGGAACAGUUUGGAUCAACAAUUAUCCCUUCAGCUUGCUGGAGACAGACAAGUUCACUCUGCGAUACAUUCACAAGGGCAAGCUGGACAACAUUGUCAGUAUCGAUCUCAUCCACCAGAAGAUGCGGAAUAAAGUCCAAGGCAUGUCCAGGGAGAUCAUGAAUGUUUUCAGGUUGAUCGACGAAGAGCAGAGCGGCGCUGUCUCUCUCGACGAUUUGGUGAACGUUAUCCGCAAGUUCAACUUCGAGUUGGAUGAAGACGAGAUAAUCGCACUCAUGGGCAGGUGGGAUCAGCAGAAGAACGGCUUCAUCUUCUACGAAGAUUUCGUUCGGACAAUCUUCGAGUGAGAAAGGCUCAGCCUUGUAUGAUUCCAGCAUAGCAAACAUACUGACCCAUCAAAUCUUUGUAUAUAAAAUUCCAAAGAUUUCA
Messenger RNA from Guillardia theta CCMP2712, 2032 nucleotides. RefSeq lists its product as hypothetical. The record is from RefSeq and is a predicted model, not a curated record. Bases 13 to 1950 code for a protein of 645 amino acids. Gene Ontology annotation, cellular component: axoneme; mitotic spindle. Gene Ontology annotation, biological process: mitotic cytokinesis; mitotic spindle organization; cilium-dependent cell motility. NCBI's taxonomy places the organism in Eukaryota, Cryptophyceae, Pyrenomonadales, Geminigeraceae. The transcript is spliced from 13 exons. Gene Ontology annotation, molecular function: alpha-tubulin binding; calcium ion binding.